Diabrotica virgifera virgifera (western corn rootworm) is the source of this 4313-nucleotide messenger RNA. RefSeq names its product adenosylhomocysteinase-like 1 (gene AhcyL1). Bases 173 to 1762 code for a protein of 529 amino acids. The record is from RefSeq and is a predicted model, not a curated record. Gene Ontology annotation, biological process: L-methionine cycle. Lineage: Eukaryota; Metazoa; Arthropoda; Insecta; Coleoptera; Chrysomelidae. Gene Ontology annotation, cellular component: cytosol. The transcript is spliced from 12 exons.
UUGACAGUUCGACAAUUCCGUAAAGAGUAUCGGAAACCGUGAAGUCUGUGUUUUUGCUCCUACAUAAUUUAAUAAUAAAUGCACUUAAAAUUUGUAUGAAUCCAGUUGAUAGGUUCGAACAUAUGUUGAGUUUUGACUAUAAUUAAAAGAAGGCUUACAUUUCGAACGAAAAAUGUCAGAGUCAAUAGAAAUACGGACAAUUAUUGGAAACAGGAACAUAAAUGCAGUAACUGACACUCCUGUAACAGACCCAGCAUCUUUGGCAAAGGGUUUAGAUGGGAGUAAUGCGUUCGUCUGCCAAAGAUCAAAAAUGGAUACAAAAACUAGUGCAUUGAAAAAAUCUAGUCGAUAUAGAAGCCGUUCACUUUCAGCAUCUUCAACAGAUUCAUAUAGUUCAGCGUCUUGUACAGGCAGUAGCUCAGACGACGAUGACGUCUCACCAAGGGAGAAGGUCCAGAAGAACUCUGGUGGUCUUUCUGACUUUUGUGUUCGUAACAUCAACCAACACGCUUUUGGAAGACGUGAAAUAGAAAUAGCUGAACAAGAAAUGCCUGGUAUAAUGGCUUUGAGGAAGCGUGCAGCCGAGGACAAACCCCUGAAGAAUGCUAAAGUUGUAGGUUGUACCCAUAUAAAUGCCCAAACCGCUGUACUUAUUGAAACCUUAGCAGCCCUGGGUGCUAGUCUUAGAUGGGCAGCAUGCAACAUCUAUUCCACACAGAAUGAGGUGGCUGCUGCGUUAGCAGAAGCAGGUUACCCAAUUUUCGCUUGGCGUGGUGAGACUGAGGAAGAUUUUUGGUGGUGUAUAGAUAGGUGUGUUAAUUCUGAGAAUUGGCAGCCGAAUAUGAUUUUGGACGAUGGAGGGGAUGCUACACAUUUAAUGUUAAAAAAGUAUCCUGCUAUGUUUAAGCUAAUUAAAGGAAUAGUAGAAGAAAGUGUCACUGGUGUGCAUCGCCUCUAUCAGCUGUCCAAAGGUGGCAAACUUACCGUCCCCGCCAUGAAUGUCAACGAUUCCGUGACAAAAACCAAAUAUGAUAAUUUGUAUAGUUGCCGAGAAUCAAUUAUUGAUAGCUUGAAACGAUCAACUGAUGUUAUGUUCGGGGGAAAACAAGUGGUUGUGUGUGGAUAUGGUGAAGUUGGAAAAGGAUGUUGCCAAGCAUUAAAAGGAUUUGGUUGUGUAGUUUAUGUUACCGAAAUAGACCCAAUUUGUGCGUUGCAAGCAAGUAUGGAUGGAUUUAGAGUAAUAAAAUUGUAUGAAGUAAUUCGUAAUGUCGACAUAGUCAUAACAGCCACAGGGAACAAAAAUGUAGUCACUAGGGAACAUAUGGAUAAGAUGAAGAAUGGUUGCAUUGUCUGUAACAUGGGCCAUUCUAAUACAGAAAUUGAUAUUAAUAGCCUACGAACACCGGACUUAACCUGGGAAAAAGUGAGAUCACAGGUGGAUCAUGUCAUCUGGCCAGAUAGUAAACGGAUAAUACUUUUAGCCGAGGGUCGUCUAGUCAACUUGAGCUGCUCUAGUUUACCUUCUUUUGUUGUGUCUAUAACAUCAGCAACUCAAGCAUUGGCCCUCAUCGAACUUUUUAAUGCUCCUCAGGGACGAUAUAAAUCCGAUGUGUAUUUACUGCCAAAAAAGAUGGAUGAAUAUGUUGCCAGUCUGCAUCUGCCUACAUUUGAUGCUCAUUUGACAGAAUUAACUGACGAACAAGCCAAGUAUAUGGGGUUGAACAAAGCAGGGCCUUUCAAGCCUAAUUACUAUCGGUAUUAACACGAUCUAUUGUUGUAUGUUGUUGCUGGUUUGAAUAGUAGAUCCGAUGAAACAUCACUCCAGUUUUUUAGAAGCAGAAAGCUGUAGUAUAUUUUAAUCUUUCCACGUUUCAACGCUAUAUUUCGGGAAUUGAACAGUUGAAAAUUGACAUUUUUGUAAUUAUUUUGUACUUUGGUUUGAAAUUGUAUGUAAGUAUUUCUCAAAAGCGGCUUGAUGGAUAUGUAGGGAACAAUGAAACUUGUCACGAACGGGGAGCUAUACUAUAAUAUAUAUUAGAGCUAAAUAAUGAAGUAUAAUCAGUAAACUUAAAUAGCCAGAACGAAAUAGGUCAUAGAUCAUAAACAAACCACACUUCGGUUUGACUCUUCUUUUCUGUGUCCAGUGUCCAAUUCUUAGAUGGAAUUUGACCACUUCUUUUAAUUAGGUAUGGUCCAGUUCGCAAUUCAUUUACCUUUGCCCUGUUUAAUUUAUUACCAUUUUCCACGUAUACUUGGUCUCCAACAUUGAGUUGUAGGUCUUUUUGAUGAGCAUCAAAUCUUCUUUUGUUGGAUUCAUGUGAUUUUAAUGUAUAUUUCAAUGCCAAUUUUCUAUCUGUACUUAAUUUUUCUACUUGGAUAUACAGUACGAUGCCUAACUCAAUAUAACCAACGUUGAACAAAUUUACAAAUUGCCUUCCCCUACUUUGGGGAAGGCAACUUUGGAAUUGUCUGCAAGGCUAGAAAUAAAUUUACUAAUACAAAAUAUGCGAUAAAAGUAUUUAACAACUUAUUACCUACCAAUCUAAUACACCGUGAAAUUAGCAACAAUGAGAAAGUGGGGAUCCACCCCAACUGUUUUAAAUUUUUCAUGGCGCGAGAACAGUUUGCGGAAGUAUAUAUGGUAUUAGAGGCUUGUCAAAUGAGCCUUACAGAUUUUAUAAAUAAACAUUUUAUACCGGAGUAUGCAUUAUGUGCCUCUUUACUGGAUAUGUGCAAACCUUUGCACCAUCUGUACAGCAAAUCAUUAGUACAUCGAGACGUGAAAUGGGAUAACAUCUUGCUGCAUGGAAAAUGUUUUAAACUGGCCGACUUUGGACAUUAUUUGACUUAAAAACGGAAAAAAAUUUAAAACUGUAAAAGAAUUUAGGAAAAACAAUAUCUACCAAAAUAAAAUACGAUGAAAUUAGUAACAAUGAGAAAGUGGGGAUCAUUUAAAUUUUUCAUGGCGUGAGAACAGUUUGCGGAAGUAUAUAUGGUAUUAGAGGCUUGUCAAAUGAGCCUUACAGAUUUUGUAAAUAAACAUGGUAUACCAGAGUAUGCAUUAUGGGCCUCUUUACUGGAUAUGUGCAACGCUUUGCACCAUCUGCACAGCAAGUCAUUAGUACAUCUUGACGUCAAAUCGGAUAACAUCUUGCUGCAUGGAAAAUGUUUUAAACUGGCGGACUUUGGACAUAAAAACUUUGACUCAAAAACUGUAAAAGAAUUUUAAAUUUAAAACUAUAAAAGAAUUUAGGAAAAACAAUAUCUGUCAAAAUAAAAUACGAUGAAAUUAGUAACAAUGAGAAAGUGGGGAUCAGCCCCAACUGUGUCAAAUUUUUCAUGGCGCGAAAACAGUUUGCGGAAGUAGAUAUGGUAUUAGAGGCUUGUCAAAUGAGCCUUACAGAUUAUGUAAAUAAACACGGUAUACCAGAGUAUGCAUUAUGGGACUCUUUACUGGAUAUGUGCAAAGCUUUGCACCAUCUGCACAGCAAAUCAUUAGUACAUCUUGACCUCAAAUCGGAUAACAUCUUACUGCAUGGAAAAUGUUUUAAACUGGCAGACUUUGGACAUUAUUUGACUUAAAAACGGAAAAAGAAUUUAAAACUGUAAAAGAAUUUAGGAAAAACACUAUCUACCAAAAUAAAAUACGAUGAAAUUAGUAACAAUGAGAAAGUGGGGAUCGACCCCAACGGUGUUAAAUUUUUCAAGGCGCGAGAACAGUUUGCGGAAGUAUAUAUGGUAUUAGAGGCUUGUCAAAUAAGCCUUACACAUUAUGUAAAUAAACAUGGUAUACCAGAGUAUGGAUUAUUGGCCUCUUUACUGGAUAUGUGCAAAGCUUUGCACCAUCUGCACAGCGAGCCGUUAGUACAUCUUGACGUCAAAUCGGAUAACAUCUUGCUGCAUGGAAAAUGUUUUAAACUGGAGGACUUUGGACAUAAAAACUUUGACUCAAAAACUGUAAAAGAAUUUUAAAUUUAAAACUAUAAAAGAAUUUAGGAAAAACAAUAUCUACCAAAAUAAAAUACGAUAAAAUUAGCAACAAUGAGAAUGUGGGGAUCCACCCCAACUGUGUUAAAUUUUUCGUGGCCUGAGAACAGUUUGCGGAAGUAGAUAUGGUAUUAGAGGCUUUUCAAAUGAGCCUUACAGAUUAUGUAAAUAAACAUGGUAUACCAGAGUAUGCAUUAUGGGACUCUUUACUGGAUAUGUGCAAAGCUUUGCACCAUCUGCACAGCAAAUCAUUAGUAUAUCUUGACGUCAAAUCGGAUAACAUCUUGCUGCAUGGAAAAUGUUUUAAACUGGCAGACUUUGGACAU